Molecule: messenger RNA, 7632 nt
Organism: Grammomys surdaster
Lineage: Eukaryota; Metazoa; Chordata; Mammalia; Rodentia; Muridae
Gene: Znf831
Product: zinc finger protein 831
Exons: 7
Coding region: 162-5030 (1622 amino acids)
Source: RefSeq, a predicted model, not a curated record
ACCGAGCUUCAUCUCCACUGCAGUGUCCUCCAGGUUUCUCAAGAUGCUUUGUUUUGUUUUCUUCAGUGAAACACGGAGUUGACCCAAAUGCCAGCCUCGGGGACACCGUCUUGUCUCUUUCCUGAGGUUGACAUAAUCUUGGACCACGCAGACAAUGAGGAAUGGAGUCUUCGGAACCUUCUCAUCCUACCCCAUCAGCCACGGACCAGACAGUCUCUGUACCUGGCAUUCCAGGGGGCCCAGGCGGGCAGGCCUCACCUCGCCUGACCCUGGGUCCUGUCAUUCUGCCACCAGAGCAGGGUCUGGCCCCAACGGUGUUCUUGAAGGCCUUGCCUGUCCCGUUAUACCACACAGUACCUCCCGGGGGCCUCCAGCCAAGGGCACCCCUGGUGACAGGCAGCCUGGAGGGGGCCAGCGUCCCCUUCAUCCUCAGCCCCUUGCUGCAGCCUGAAGGGCCCAGUGCCACCCAAGUGGGCAAGCCACCCACCCCGGCCCUGACUGUAAACAUCGUAGGAACACUGCCUGUACUCUCCCCAGGUCCAGGCAUGGGGUCUGCACUGGUCAGCACAGGCAGGGUGAAGAAUACUGGAAAGUACUUGUGCCCGCACUGUGGCCGGGACUGUUUGAAACCCAGUGUGCUGGAGAAACACAUCCGGUCCCACACAGGAGAGAGGCCCUUCCCGUGUCCCACCUGUGGCAUUGCCUUUAAGACCCAGAGCAACCUGUAUAAACACAGGCGGACUCAAACACAUCUCAACAACUCCCGCUUGUCCUUAGAGUCUGAGGGGAGUGGGAGCAGUCUUUUGGAGGAAGGAGACAGGCCCGGAGAGACUGCCUCAGUGGAUAGCCGUGGAGAUGAAGGAGCUCUAGAGAGAGCCCUUUCUCCAGGUGUCCACUCAACCCUUGCUGCGCAGAAUAGGGAAAGGAAGGUGGAAUCGGCUCUCUCUCUCGGGGCCACCCUUUCCCACAGGGAGGCUUCUGUGGAUCAGACCCAGACGAUGUCACCUGAGUUCUCACUAGCCAGCCCGCAGCCUAGGCGGAAGCUGCCAGACCCAAAGCCAUGCUUCCUGCAGCGACAGCAGGAGACAUGUUCAGAGAAGCCCUGGGACCCCAAGGCCUUGGGAGGCCAACUGAAGAAGUGCGAGAGCACAGACUCUGGCUACCUGUCGCGCUCAGACAGCGUGGAGCAGCCCCCUGUUGCCUCUAGCCCCUUGCAUAGUCUAUCGGAGCACAGUGCUGAGUCUGAGGGAGAAGGAGGCCCUGGCUGUUCCUCUUCAGGCAACAGGGCCGAACAGGGAACAGCAGGGCCCAGCCUGGAGAUAGAGAAGAAGAAACUGGAGGAACGCAUUGCUCAGCUCAUCUCCCGCAACCAGGCGGUAGUAGAUGACCCGCAGCUGGACCAUGUGCGGCCCCGCAAGACUGUGCUGUCCAAGCAGGGCAGCAUCGACCUGCCCAUGCCAUAUACCUACAAGGAUUCCUUCCACUUCGACAUCCGGGCGCUGGAGCCCAGCCGCAGGAGGGUUGCCCUCAGCCCUGCCCGCUCCACCUUCACACCCCUGGAAAAGGCCAGACCUCUUUUUUUCCACUCAGUCCCCACGCAGCUCUCCACCACAGUGGAGUGUGUCCCUGUCACCAGAAGCAACUCGCUGCCUUUUGUCGAGAGUUCUAAGUUGUGGCCAGAGCCACGGGACCCACAGGAUGCUGUUCCAGGGACGCAGAAGGCCCUGAGCCCCAGGCUCACCCCAGCCCGGCUGGGAUGCCGCCCAGGAUUGACCUUGGCAAGCAUCCCCAGUGGUCACCCUCGGGCCCUGGUGAGACAGGCUGCUGUGGAAGACCUGCCAUAUACCCUCACUGGGGACCCCUCAGCUGUUGCUGAGGACGUAGAUGGAAAGAAAGCUGCGACAAAGGAGGGUGUGGUGUACAAGGGCAGAGGCAGUAAAAAGUGUAGCCAGAGGAAGCAAAGGAUGUUCUCCCAGGAAAAAUGGCAAGUAUAUGGAAAUGAGACUUUCAAGAGAAUAUACCAGAAAAUGAAGACCAACCACCAGGGAGGUCAGAAACACAGAGAGGUGAAGCCAGGCCAGGGGACAGAACUGGACCCUCCUCCUCCUCAGGAACAGGUAGGAAGGAGUAAGGAUGCAGGCUUGUCUCAAGACAAUAGGAUCCCUAUUCUUGGAGACACUACAGCAGGAGCUAAACUGGGAUCUUGGGGAAGUGGACCAUCCUUGGAAGACUCACUGGAGGCUGAGUCUCCUAAGCAGCUGAAGGUGGUGGCCAGAGUCAAGUCGUCUCCUACCCUUGGCUGCACAGAUGGCCUCUGUUUGAGUGGCAAGAGCCCUUUGCUCUCUCCCAGUGGCAAAUUGGACCUGGGAUGCCAGAUGCCUCCAGUGCCUGGGCUUUGCCAAGGAAGAGACUUAGAAGCUCCUGUGACAGCUUCACCAGACUCAAGUGAUGAGGUUAUAAAAGAAACCAACCCUGGGGCCCAAACUGUCCUCAGACGGUCCAGUGGUGGGUCUGUGCCCCUACAGCUUGCAGAAGACAAGUUACCUUCAGAGAGGAAGAGACUGAAGGUGGAGGGGCUGGACCAUCAGGAGCAGCCAGGGCCUCUGGAAGCUGAGACCUCAGGAGGCUCUGAGCAAGCUGACUCCCAGCCAUCCCAGAAACAGGACAGUGACUCUGAGGAGUUGCUGGCUUGCUCAAAUAAAAGUGUCCUGCAUGUGACCACAGCCUCGGAGCCCUCAGAUGUCUCCUCAGCCACUUCUGCUGUUGCCCUGAGAUGGCCAGGGCUAGGAGACAAGGAUUCCCCAUUGCCUUCUCUACCCAGGACUCCUGGGCUUCACUCUUUGCUGCCAGCUCAGUCCCAGGAUCCUGGUAUUCCUACUGCUAGGUCAGGUGGCUCCUUUGCUCCCAAGUACCUCCUUAGGUUACCUCAGGGAGAGAACCCCUCACCGAUAGUUGCUCAAGGGCCUGGAAAAGGCCCAGACUCUCUUUGUACAAGUACACAGCCUAUAGAACAGGCCCUUCUUGUUGGAUCAGAACUGGGAAUGCUCCGGCUGCCUGGAGCACACUCAGGCCCAGGUGAGGCAGGUGACAGCCCAGAGGACUCUAGCUGGUCCAGGGAUAGAAAAGAAGAAGCACAGAUGGGAAGAGAGAAAGGAGACAGGCCUAAUGACAGCAUCCCAGAUGCUGGAUGCUCUCCUGACCCCAGUACCAGCACCAUCCUGGAGAUAGCCUCCAUUCUGUCUACUCACACCUGUGGCAUUCAUGUGCCCCAGGAUGUAGUGAGUAAGACCCACGCCAUCCACUGCCUCUGCAAAGAUAGCCCACCAGCAAGAGCUAGAACAUAUGGGAAUCUCUUAAACCCUUGGACAUCAUCCCAGUCGCUGGGGACGCCUCCUAAGAAUGCUCUAGAAGAUCCUCCUUCAAAAACCAAGGAAGGGCUGCCUGCCUGCUUUUCCUCUCAAGCACACUGUUUCCUUACAACUUUCACAAAACCCCAGGGUAUUUCCUUGAACCAGCAGAAACUGGCCUUGUCACAUGUCUUAGGAACCCCCAGGACCUGUGAGGACCCAAGCUCCUUCCCCUCGCUUAAGGCUGAGCCCCAGCUCACAUGGUGUUGCUUGAGUCGAAGCCUGCCCCUGCCUGCAGAGCAGCAGAGGGCAGCUCCUGGACACUUGGCUUUGUCCUUGCCUAAUAGAAACCUCCAGGUUGACAAUAACAAAACAUUGGCCAAGAGCAGUGGUGGAAGGACCCAGACGAGCCGAGGAGGAGAAGGGUCUACGCAGGCACCUGAGCUUCCCUAUCCAACAGUCCCAGGGCUGAGGGCUCAGGACCAAGUAUCCAGGCCACAGUGGAAGAAAGAACUGUGGUGGAGGAGGGUGAAGACAUCUCGUGAGAACACCAAGAAGAAGAAACUGAUGCUUCAUUCCAAGAGGUGUGAAGGGAGUUUCUGGCAAAGAGCCAAACGACUGUGCAAGCCACCCUGGUUGCCAAGAAGAAGCUGUCUCCCCCACCGACUUGAGGGAUUAGAGCCACGGGGGACCCUUGGGAGGAAUUCGGCAGAAGUGGCAGGUCUAAACAUACAAGAGGAACCAUCUUGUGCCAGCAAAGACUUGUCUCUUCCUCAUGGGAACAAAGGGAAGGGAGGUGACUGUAGUCAGACUUCAGGAUCCAUGUCUCCUGGCAUAAGCUCAGAAACCAUCUUGGAAAUAGACAAAUCAACUCUGAAGGAUAUUUCUCCAACCUCUGGUGAGCAUGACCGUUCUCUGGAGAAGGAGCAUGCUGAUGAGGCGGGACGAUCUCCGCAAUCUAAUGUGUACUUGGCAGUGUUUCAGGAAGAUCUGCCACAGGGCAAAGGUCUUGAUGUUGGACCUUCAGGAACUCAGCUGCCACCUUCCCAGGAUCAAGUCUCCACAGUUCCCAACUUGUGCUUCUUCCCAGAUGUUCCAGAGCUGCCUUCUUCCUUUAGAUCCAAAGGAACAUUUCCCCACCAUAACGUUGCUACCUCUGUGGCUGCCAUCUGUGUUUCUGCGGGGAUAAGAACAGGACACAAGACACAGGGGGCUCAAGGUGCAGAGUCUUGUGCAGAGGAGACUCUGGCACGAAACUCCCCAGACAGAAGAGCCACACCAGACAGUAUACCACAGGUGCUCCUGCCAGGGAGGCCUUCACCUGGUAAACAGUCACCUGGAAAAACUCUAGAAAUACCACCUUCAGGACCAAGUUCAGACAGUUCACAUCAGGAGGAAGCAAGAGCCCAGGCAGAUUUUCCUUUGUGGGCCCAAUAUGGAUUUGGGGAUCUGACUAUCCAGGGUGCUGCUUCAGGAAGCGAGAGUGGGUCUUGUCGAGCUGAAGGAUUAAUUACCCUCAAGACUGUCACAGCUCCUUCUGACCCAGGACAACCCUCAGAAGUCCCCGAAGCCCCUUUGAGAUCCAUCCGAAAGAGGAGUUUGGAAGGAAUGAGGAAGCAGACACCGGUGGAGCUCAGCGACACUAGUAGUGAUGACGAAGACAGACUAGUCAUCGAGAUAUGAUGUGCUUCCAGAGAAAGAUGGUGGCAGCGGCUAAGGCCUGUAGAUCUUCUGGGAUAGACAUCAACAAGUGUUAUGGGCACUGAACUUUAUUUACAAAACAUCUAUAGACUAGGAAAGCCAUCUAUGAUUUCUUCAAGCCAACUCUAACCAACCCCGUGCUCAGAUCCAGCCAUAACUUUCUCUAGCUUCUCUUAGACAGACCUCAGAGUCUUCUACAUUCGUCUGGGAGACUCACAAUGGCCGGAAAGGCCAUCGCAAGAGACUCCGCGUACACAGCUCCAACUUGAUGCUGUAACCCUCACUGCCUUGCCCACUAAACUGACACGAAUCAGAAGAGCCAUAUGGGACUUUGUUUUUGACCAGUGAGACUCCAUUGGAUCAAUACAUCUGACACCCCCGCCACUAAGUUGAGUGACAAACACAUCUGGGGUCAUUGGGUCCAGUCAUUAUCGCCCUUCAAGUCUGCCCUCCGACAGUUCCUCAUCCCAUUCCUCUUUCUCACUGUAUCCAAGAGGAGGUCCCCACUCCCCCCAACUGCAUUCUCCUCCCCCAGCCCCGGCUCCUACUAGACCUCCGCACUCCCUGAGACCUCAAGUCUUUUAAGGGUUAGGCGAGUCUUUUCUCCCUGAAGCCAGACCAGGCAGUCCUCCAGUCCUCUGCUGUAUAUGUGUGUGUGUUGGGGGUUGGGGGAAGUGGAGGUAUCGGACCAAAAGGACAAUGAUUGGCUGCCCUUUGGAUGACCUGUUCCUGAGAAAGGCAGUGGAGGAAGCUGUCAGAGCCCCAUUGAAUGGCUGUCCCUGUGUAUGAAGUUGAGACCUGGACAGCGGAGCUGAGCGCGUCUGUGGGGCUGGAUCCUGGUGAGAGUGGCGGAAUGAGAAACCAUGGUCUCCUUUACAUCUGUGUCUUCAUAGCUUAGAAGUGUCCCUCACAGAAAACAUUGCUCCUGAGUUGCCUUGUAAGAUGCUGAAGAACGUUCUGGGGUGCUGAUGCACAGAUACUGUUAGGGUACUUCUGCUAGGUAGUAUGUGAGCUAAGGGAAGGGCUGUCUUAUGCACCUCUCUGGAAUUCCUGAUUUAGGGGUGCAGUCACUCACCUUAUAAAUUGGAGUUUAUAUAACAAAAAAGCAUGGCACUGAGUGGAAGAGACCAUGUAUGUAGGUGGAACUGCCUCCUCUAUCUCAGGAGGUACAGGGCAGCAGAGCAGGACCGCUGUCUAGAUCUGUGGUUCUCAACCUAUGUGUCAUGAUCCCUUUAGGGGUCAAAUGACCCUUUCAAAGGGGUCACCUACGACGAUUAGAAAACACAGGAAUUUACAGUAUGAUUCGUAACGGUAUCAAAAUUACAGUAGUGACGUAGCAACAAAAAUAAUUUUAUGGUCAGAGGUUAUCACAACAUGAGAAACCAUGUUAAAGGGUCACAGCGUUAGGGAGGUUGAGAAUCACUAUCCUAGAUCCUUAUUUCCGGGGGACAACUGAGUCUAAGAGGAUCACCAGUCCCACAUUAUAACCAUAGCUCCAAAGAGCACGCUGGGAACUCUGCCUCUUCCAAGCCACCAUAGCUAGCUGCCACCCCCAAGGCUGGAUUCGAUAUAGCAGAAUGUCAACUGUAUCUCUUUAAAGCCUCCUGUCUCUUACAAAGCCAGGGAACUCACCGGACCCGCUGGUUCACCUGAUCACUUAGUGUCAGUCUUCCUAGGGGUCAUUCACUUUAAAUCAACAAGGGUUUGUGGACCCUGUAUUUCAAUAGAACUUUUGAAAAAUGAAACAAUCAUUUUUAAAUGGCCUUGGGAGGAGCUAGCUACCGAAAAACAUUCUAAAGUAAGAGAUACAUGGUUUGGGUUAGUUUGGUUUUAAUGGGGAGUCCUUUUGACCUUUUGAUAAUGUACCGAAUAGUCACUGAUCUUUCUAAAUCUAAUUUUCUUAAGGCAAAAGACAGUUAUAAGAAAAUUAUAGGAAAACUUUUACCCAUAAAACCCCCAAACUCAGCUUGGGUUAUUAAAAUAAAAUUCUAGUACUAAUACAGUCUAUUGUUGCUGCGGUUUGAAAACAUCGAAAGUGCACACCACCCGAUGGAUCAGGAAACACGUGUCUAUUUUUCAGUGCUGGGGGUGUAGCUCAGUUGUCUAGUGCUUGCCUGGCAUACACGAAGCUCGGGAUUCAGUUCCCAGCACCACACAUAAGAGGCACGUCAGGACAAGGGCAGCCCACUGUUUGCCAAAGCCGUUACUCUUAUAUGUACCUUCAUGCAGGCGUCUUGCGUAAUCAGUGCCUCCACUUCCCCCAUGGAGGUGAGCUGCAGGGCUUCCGGCAUGAACCGAGAGAGAGGAGCUAGGACCACUGCUCAUGGUGUCUGAUGCUGGCCACUGACUGUCCUCCUGAACUGCUAUGCCUGGCCACAUUUUGAGAUGCAUGGAGGAACAGGGUCUCAUCUCACUUCUCCACUUGGCCAACUCUUAAAGCUUUGUGAGUUUUGGUGGCCGGCCUGACCGUCCCUGUCAUGAGGUGCUAUGGGAACUCCUUUUUCCUUCCUUAGGGCUAAGCUUGCCAUCUCAGAGGAAGCUAAGACUAAAGAUCAGUGGUGCACAGCUCUCAACUUGUAGUUUA